AUUAGAUGAAUCCAAUUUGAAACUUACUGCCUACAUAAAACUAAUCAAAAUCAUGAUGAUAAUCAGUAAUAGUAAAAAUCUAUUUAACCAAUGAAAUGAUUCUCUUUCAUAAUAAUGAAUGACAUUAGAUAUAUAUAUAUAUAUAUAUAUAUAUAUAUGUACACGUCAAUGAUCCGUAGACAUUCUACAUAAAGAAUACGAUCAAACGCGUCGACAUUCAACGAAGACAGAUCCAUCUAUCGAUCUAUUUAUAUAAAGGAUCUAUAAAAAUGUCAUCAGAUCAAUUAAAACAAUCAUUUUUAUCAUUUUGUAAUUUUGUUAAAAAAGGUUCUAUUACAGCAACUGAUAAAACCAUUAAAAAAUUAUGUACAGAUUGUCAAAUUUAUUCAAAAAAUUUAGAUACAAAUCGUAUUGAUAUUGAAUUUCGUGCACAUAUUGGAAGUACUAAAAGAGACGUUGAUUUCCCAGGAUUUGUAAGUUUUCUGGAAGGUCGAUUAGCAAAAGUUUAUGCUGCUGCCAACGGUAUGGAACAUAAAGAUGCAGUAAUUGAGCUUAAACGUAAAAUAGCUGAAACAUCACCAGCGAUUCAUGGUGGUACUAAAAUUAGCUCUGAUCCAACAACAUCUAGAUUGACAAAUGUAAAAACAUUUACUGGUUCACAUAAAGAACGUUUUGAUAUAGAAACUGGUAAAGGUUUAGUUCUUCUAUUCAAUGUUGUAGGCAAUAUAUAUGAAAGAGAGAAGAAAGAAUAGACCAAUCAUUCAUAUUCUACAAGGUAAUUGAUUAUUGAUUAUUGCAAAAGAUUAUUUAAACAAUCCAUUUGGUCAAUUCCAAAUGAGGGAAGUCGAGUGAUAAAAACAUCACCCGAUGUGAUGUUGUUCAGUAUGGUGAAAUACACCAGUUGGCUUCUAUGAUGGAAUGAAUGUAGAAUGAAAUGGGAUUCAUCCAAAUUGAGGAUUUGGGAUUCAUACCAACAAUCAUCGGAUCAUUUAAUGGAUGAACAAUCUUAACUGAUCUAUUCCACUAUUCUUCUUAUUAUUAUCAUUAGUCUUAUUAUUAUUAUUAUUAUUAUUGAAGGCGUAAUGUGCAAUAAUAAGGUGAGAUCAUUUGAUUCCACACAGUGUGUGUGUGUGUGUGUGAAUCAUGAUCACCUUUGUAAACACAAUCUCUAUCAUCAUACAUUAAUCGAUAAAUCCAUAUAUAUUCAUGGGUAUGUUCUAAUUGUUUUCAUUUCACAAACGGUACUUUCUAUUCUCCUCAUCAAUUGAUUUCGAGUGCUUGAUCUGGUCAAAUUGAAUUCAUAUUCUUCUAUAUGUGAUCACGAUCAUGAUGAUGGUGACUUGUUACUAUGGACUAUUGAAUGUGAUUUCAUUUUUGUUUCAUUCUUAUAUUCUUACAUCAUUUUCAUUUUUGGAACUUGUUGUCCAUGGAAACCAGCUUUCUCUCAUGAUCUCAAUUGUACACAAAUUAAUUCAUCAAGUUGAUAUGAUCAUUAUCUACUGUGAACCGAUACUCAUGUUACCAUGACAAUUGUACUAUUGAUUGAUGGUUCAUUUUUCUUUCCUUUUCUUUUCUUUAUAUAAUCAAUAAAGUGUUGCUUUCUGAAUUAAGUUUUCUUCUAAAUUGUAAAGAUGUAAAGGAUUGUUCUUGAGUCUCAACAAUGAAGGGUGACUUGUUUAUACGAUAUUGUCUAUUUAUUGAGUAUAUCUGAGAUGUUGUGACGUCGGUCACAAUAGAAGCACAUAGAAUGAAGACUGGAUUAAUCGAUUUCAGUGAGGAAGUGUCUAUUUCUCUAGGUAGAUUCCAAGUGACAAUUCUUGUAAUAGUUGAAUAGAUAAGUAUUGUCAUUCGACAGUUGCGUUAAACACCUU
Messenger RNA from Schistosoma haematobium, 1871 nucleotides. RefSeq lists its product as uncharacterized. The transcript is spliced from 4 exons. Gene Ontology annotation, biological process: microtubule bundle formation; microtubule polymerization; positive regulation of protein polymerization. Gene Ontology annotation, cellular component: microtubule. NCBI's taxonomy places the organism in Eukaryota, Metazoa, Platyhelminthes, Trematoda, Strigeidida, Schistosomatidae. Gene Ontology annotation, molecular function: tubulin binding. Bases 270 to 752 code for a protein of 160 amino acids. The record is from RefSeq and is a predicted model, not a curated record.